CCGCGGUGGGCGCCCUGAGUGAAGAGAAGAUGUUGGGGUGGAAUGGUGUGAAAAUGCAGGGAAUGAAAUAAAAGUUUACUGUUGGCGACGGAGGAGGAAGGGAAGCUGCUAUAAGUGACUUUCGGCGUCCUCAUUUGGAGAGAAAAUGACUUGAAGUCCGUGACGCCUGCCGCGCUGUGAAGGAGGGCCUGACAGCUGCUAAUGGGAACCACUCAUCCGCCAUGAGUGCUUGCGAUGGCGUCGGUGGCAUGGGCACUCUGGGACGGCGGCAGAGAUUUGAGAACUCAGAAUUCACUGUGCGCGUCUACCCAGGCACCCUGGCCGAAGGCACCAUCUACUGUCCGAUCAGUGCCCGAAAGACUACCUCAGCUGCUGAGACCAUCGAACGCGUCAUUGAGCGACUCCACCUGGACCGCACCAAGUGUUAUGUGCUGGCAGAGGUGAAAGAGUUUGGUGGGGAAGAAUGGAUUCUCAACCCCACCGAUUGCCCUGUGCAGAGAAUGAUGCUCUGGCCCCGUGUGGCACUCGAGCAUCGCUCUCUAUCUGGAUGCGAAGAUUACCGCUUCCUUCUACGGCUUAAGAAUCUGGAUGGUUCAAUUUACUAUGGGGGCAGCCUUCAGAUGUGGCUGCAAGUUACAGAGGAGCGCAGGCGCAUGGUGGAACGUGGAUUAUUACCACAGCCCGAAUCGCAAGGUGAUCAUGCCGAUUUAUGUCGUCUACUUGAACUCAAUGAGCGUUCGCUGCUGGAUAACCUGCGCUCACGUUUCCGCCAGGAAAAGAUCUACACCUAUGUUGGGAGCAUCCUCAUUGUCAUUAACCCCUUCAAAUUUCUGCCCAUAUACAAUCCCAAGUAUGUGAAGAUGUAUGAUAAUCACUCACUGGGCGAUUUAGAGCCUCACAUCUAUGCAGUAGCUGAUGUUGCUUACCAUGCAAUGCUGCAGAGACAGAGGAAUCAGUGCAUUGUUAUAUCUGGGGAAAGUGGCUCUGGCAAGACUCAAAGCACAAACUUUCUUAUUCAUCAUCUGACUGCGCUCAGCCAGAAAGGUUUUGCCAGUGGAGUGGAGCAGAUAAUCUUGGGGGCAGGUCCAGUAUUAGAGGCAUUUGGCAAUGCAAAGACAGCUCACAAUAACAACUCAAGCCGCUUUGGUAAAUUCAUCCAGGUCAACUACCAGGAAAAUGGGACUGUGAGAGGAGCAUAUGUAGAGAAGUACCUCUUAGAGAAGUCAAGGCUGGUCUAUCAGGAGCACAAUGAGCGGAACUACCAUGUGUUUUACUACCUGCUGGCAGGAGCGAGUGAAGAAGAGAGAAAAGCCUUUCACCUCAUGAAACCUGAAGAAUACCAUUACCUCAGUCAGAUGACAAAGAGAACCCACCGACUGCACUGGGACAGUUACUGUCAGAGUGAAGCGGACUGCUUUACAGUUGAAGGAGAGGAUCUGAAUCAUGACUUUGAGAGGCUACAGCUGGGAAUGGAGAUGGUGGGCUUUCUUCCUUCCACCCGAAAACAGAUCUUUUCUUUGCUAUCAGCCAUCCUCCACCUGGGCAACAUUCGCUACAAGAGAAAAACCUACAGAGAUGACUCUAUUGACAUCUGUAACCCAGAGGUGCUGCCUGUGGUCUCAGAACUCCUGCAGGUCAAAGAGGAAAUCUUGAUUGAAGCUCUGACAACACGGAAGACAAUUACUGUGGGCGAGAAGUUGAUUGUCCCAUACAAACUGGCCGAGGCGGGCACAGUGAGAGACUCCAUGGCAAAGUCAUUGUACAGUGCACUGUUUGACUGGAUUGUCUUCAGGAUCAACCAUGCUCUGCUUAACAUCAAGGACCUGGAUGAACCCACCAAGAUCUUAUCCAUCGGGGUGUUAGACAUUUUUGGUUUUGAGGACUACGAGAACAACAGCUUUGAGCAGUUUUGCAUCAACUUUGCCAAUGAGCGUCUCCAGCACUACUUCAAUCAGCACACCUUCAAGCUGGAACAGGAGGAGUACAGGGCGGAGGGCAUCAACUGGAGAACAAUUGACUACAUUGACAAUACAGGCUGCAUCAGUCUCAUCAGUAAGAAGCCUACAGCUUUGUUCCACCUGCUGGAUGAGGAGUGCAACUUUCCACAAGCCACCAACCAGACAUUGUUGGACAAAUUCAAGCGGCAGCAUGAGGGAAAUAGGUACAUCGAGUUCCCUGCUGUCAUGGAGCCUGCCUUCAUUAUCCGACACUAUGCUGGCAAGGUCAAGUACGGUGUCAAGGAUUUCAGGGAGAAGAACACGGACCAUAUGCGACCAGACAUUGUGGCGCUGCUGAAAAGCAGCAAGAAUGCCUUUAUCUGCAGUCUGAUUGGCAUCGAUCCAUCAGCUACCUUCCGCUGGGCGGUACUUCGUGCUUACUUCAGGGCCAUGGUGGCUUUCAGACAGGCUGGAAAGAGACACACACCCAAGAGGGCUGGGCAUGAUGACGCUGCUCCCUGUGCAGUUUUGAAAAGUGUGGAUAAUUUUAGCUUUCUGCAGCACCCUGUGCAUCAGAGAAGCUUAGAGAUCCUUCAGAGAUGCAAAGAGGAGAAGCACACUCCCGAUGAGAGUGACAAUAGACAAAUUGAUGAGACUGAAAACGGUGUGAGCAGAAGGAGUCCACACACACAAGUAUCAGAUCGUCAUGGGAGCAACACCAUCAAUGAGAACGGUCCACGAGGUCCUUCAGGUGUUGUCUGGAACGGGCUUGUGGGUCGACAAAGCCGCAGAUCAUCCAGCAGUUCCACCACAGGUGAAGAUGGCCUCUUUGUCAAGUCUGCCAGCAGCAAGCUUCUGGAGCGAGCCCAUGACAUCCUCAUGAGGAACAAAAACUACAAAGCAAAGCCAGUUCUUCCAAAGCACUUAUUGAAUGUCAAGUCACUGAAGUACCUCAGCAACCUGACGCUUCAUGACCGCAUCACCAAGUCGCUACUUCAUCUUCACAAGAAGAAGAAACCACCCAGUAUCAGUGCACAGUUCCAGGCCUCUCUUAAUAAGCUAAUGGAGACCCUGGGUCAGUCUGAGCCUUAUUUUGUCAAGUGUAUCCGUUCCAAUUCUGAGAAGCUACCCUUGAGGUUUAACGACAACCUGGUGCUGAGGCAGCUGCGUUAUACGGGUAUGCUGGAGACUGUGCGCAUCCGACAGUCAGGCUACAACAUAAAGUACAGCUUUAAGGAUUUUGUCCAUCACUUCUAUGUGCUCUUCUCAGAGAGCACCAAUACCACAAGAGAGGACAUCCAGCACUGGCUUGACCAGCAGGACCUGAAACCAGAUGGGUAUCAAGUCGGCAAGACAAUGGUGUUUCUCCGGGUGGCAGAGCGUCAGCAGCUGCAGGCCAAACUCCACGGUGAGGUUCUCAGGCUCAUCAUCACGCUGCAACAACGGUUCAGAGCUCGACUGGCGAGGAAGCAGUUUCUUAGAAUGAGAGCAGCAGCAGUCAGCAUCCAGAAAUGGUGGCGCUUUUACCGACCCACGGAAGACGAGGAAGAGCAAAUGGAGGAAAAUGCCCAUGAGGAGGCAGCAUUGUGCCUCCAAACACAUUGGCGGGGGUACCGGGAACGUCAGAGAUUCGCAUUGUGGAAGGAGGCUGCGUUGGUGCUGCAGAGGGCAUGGCGACUGUGGCUGUGUCGUCGCUGCACUGCAGCGCUCGUCAUUCAGACGGCCUGGCGCUGUCAUCGAGCGAGAGAAGCUUAUUUGUGUCUAUAUGCUGCUGCCGUGCGCCUCCAGGCUAUAAUCAGAGGCUACCUUGCUCGGGAGCGCUUCAGAGAACUGACCAAGCAGAAACUUAGAGAGCGCAAGUGUCAACUUCGGAAUGGACAGCUGAGCUUUUCACCAGAAGAGGAGCCAUUUGAGAAAGUCAUGGGUUUGGACCUGAGCACUUGGGAGGAACCAGAAAGGACGCCAAGUGUCUUAAGCAGCACAGAUGGAGAUUUGAAGGAGGAAGGAGCAGGAGGAGAAUAUUCCAUCUCACCUACAUGGCACUCAGAAUCAACUACGUCCACAGUUGUGGUACGAGAGAAGCUCAGAGCAACUGAUGAACUCACCCAGAAAGCCACCCGGGCCAAGAGAGAGAGCCGGCGGAGGCGAGAGCUGGAGCAAGCCAAAUUCAGUCUGGAGCGCCUCAAGGUCCGUGCAACCUGUGGUGAAAACUCGCCCACUUCUGAGGAAAGGCGCUGGUCUGUUGAGCUGGUGCCCUCCAUCACUCCCCCUCUGUGUUCCCCACAGGGCACACCUGAUAGUCAGAGCUCCAAAGGCAGCUUUGAACUCUUAAGUAUUGAGGAUGCUCCCAAAGCUACAGAGGAGGUAACUGACAGUGAGGACCUUUGCUCGCCUAUUGGCUCACUCAUAGCACUCUCAGAUCCAAGUAUGGAGGCUCUCUCCAUAAGCCCAAAGACAGAGGGAUUGAACAGGGUGCCAGCUUCAGAUGCCGGAAGCCAUUCUCAGCAAAAUAUAGAACCGACCAUCUCCUCCACUCAUCCGUCCAAACUCGAGAACUACCUCCCGACUUUUUAUGUCCCUGCUAGUGAAAGCACCACUGCCAUUCUUCGUCAUCCAAGUGCGGCACCCGUACAGAAUACAAAGAUUCCCGUAUCUACAACUACCACCAUUCAACCCUCAAAAGAAAGGCGAGAAUCAACACUGAGGCCGAUGGUGGUGGUCAUCAGUAUGCAGAAAGAAUCCCCACUGAGUGAAGAGCUGAAGGAGCUGGUGUAUCCCUGUGUUGAGGUUUGUAGCUCAGGGUCUCAGAAGAAGAUGCAAGGGCAUGUUCCGGCUCCCGUACUUCAUGUGCCCUACCCUGUUUCCUCUGUUCCCCCUGAGGUUGAUCAAGUUGUCUUGGAGAAGCUGGUGCGGCUGAACGAGGAGAAGGAGGAGAGGCAGCGUAAUCAGCAACAACAGAAUGAGAGAGAAAUGAUGGCGCAGAUACGGAAACAGAAAGAAGCUUUAGAGUGUCAGCGCCUUUUCUUUGCCCAGAAUGAGAGAGAGAUGCUUGAGAAACAGAGGGUCGAGGCUCUGCAGAAGAUACAGCGGAGCCAGCGGAGUGAACCAAAUACUGGUGGAUCUGCCACUUCUAGCACACCACCAAGACCUAGAUCUCUGCUCAUUGAGAGAACAUCAGCAAUAGUACAUCAUAGUAGAACCCAGUCAGAAUCAUCUGACCAUUCGGUACACUCCUCACAACGGGGGAGUAUCCCCAGCAGAGCCGCUAUUCCCCAGCUACUUCCGCCACCUGCUUCUGCCCCCACUGAGAGGCGUAAGGACAGCAGGUAUGCUGUGGAGGGCUGGGCCCCCAAACUCACCCUGGAGUCCAAAGAUGGAGCUACCAGAGCGACAGCUGCCAAGAAAGUGCAAAGUAAUCAGGCCUCCGGAGUCUUUCGGACAGGCAACCCAGGCAACCUCUUCUUCGCUCCCAAAGACAAAGUAACCUUGGCUAAAUUUGAGGGCGUUAACGUCACCAAAGAGCCGCUCCAAGCUAGCCCCUCAGAGGGCCCUGCGUAUGUUUCCCGACUACCUAAAGCAACAAAACCACGUGAUGUGGGCAGAGUCGGGCGGAAAAAGAAAGCCCGAAUGUCACGGACUCGCUCCGACUUCCUCACCCGUGCACCUGUCCCUUCUGUUGGGGACGAUUCAGAUGAGGAUGACAAUGAUGCCACCAGUCCCGAACAUUCCCCCCUCCCCCUUUCCAAGCAGAGCUCCACGGAGGAAGGCUUCGGAGGCUCGUGUUUUAGUGACUCCGACAUGCCUGCAGGUCCAGAAGCAAAGAGUCUACACAAGGUUUUGUCGUCUGAAGAUUUAAGAAAAGUGAACUCUUUGCGCAAGAACUCACGAGAUGGAAGCAGAGUUCGCGGAAAGAUGCGUUUCUGGGGCAAGACUAAACACAGUGAUAAGAAGACCUCCAGAGAGAAGCUGAUCUGUGGGGCCGAUUCCCUGGAAGGAGAGAAUGGAGAGGCUGGACUAUUGCUGAGAGAAGGUCAAGAAACCCUGUCACCUUGUUGCAGUCCUGACGCGACCUUGGACCGAGGUUUCAGAGACUUGAAAGAGAAUAAGGAACCUUCUCCCAAGUUGAAGCGAAGACGGAGUAUAAAGAUCAGCAAUGUGGCUGUGGAACCUAUUCAGUGGGCAAGUGAUAGCCUGCAGAUCAUCACCUGCACCAAUGACUACAGAAGCAUGAAUGAUUUUCUAAUGAAGAAGAUUAAUGACUUGGACACAGAGGACAGCAAGAAGGAUACCAUGGUGGACGUUGUCUUCAAAAAAGCACUGAAGGAAUUUCGUUUAAAUAUCUUCAACUCCUAUUCCACAGCCUUGGCGCUGGACGAUGGUAAGAGCAUCCGCUACAAAGACCUCUACGCUCUGUUUGAGCAAAUCCUUGAGAAGACAAUGCGGCAGGAGCAGAGAGACUGGAGAGAGUCUCCCGUCAAAGUUUGGGUUAACACCUUUAAAGUCUUCUUGGAUGAGUUCAUGACUGAGUAUAAACCUCUGGAGAGCACACAAACUAAGCAACCUAAACCUGAACGUAAAAAGCGGAGGAAGAAGGAUGCAGACAUUGUAGAGGAGCAUAAUGGGCACAUCUUCAAGUCCACCCAAUAUAGCAUCCCCACAUACUGCGAAUACUGCUCAUCGCUCAUUUGGAUGACGGAACGUUCCUGUGUUUGCAAAUUGUGCCGUUAUGCCUGCCACAGAAAGUGCUGCCAAAAGACGACCAGUAAAUGCAGUAAGAAGUUUGACCCAGAGCUUUCCCCAAGACAAUUUGGGGUUGAGGUGGCGCGGCUGAUAAAUGAUGAGCGAACAGUGCCCCUUGUGGUGGAGAAGCUAAUCAACUACAUCGAGAUGCACGGCCUCUACACUGAGGGUAUCUAUCGCAAAUCAGGCUCCACCAAUAAAAUUAGAGAACUCAAACACGGACUUGACACAGAUGUGGAGAGCAUGAAUCUGGACGACUACAACAUCCAUGUGAUUGCGAGUGUGUUCAAGCAGUGGUUGCGAGAUCUCCCGAGUCCUCUUAUGACGUUUGAACUGUAUGAGGAGUUUAUACGUGCUAUGGGUUUGCAGGAUAGAAAAGAAAUGAUUAGAGGCGUGUAUUCAAUUGUUGACCAGUUAAACAGAACGCACCUGAACACACUGGAACGCCUCAUAUUUCAUCUUGUCAGGAUUGCUUUGCAAGAGGAGACAAACCGUAUGUCGGCUAAUGCCUUAGCCAUAGUUUUUGCCCCUUGUAUCCUGCGAUGUCCAGACACUAUUGAUCCACUUCAGAGCGUUCAGGACAUCAGCAAGACCACAGCGUGUGUCGAACUUGUCAUUUUUGAACAGAUGACAAAGUACAAAGUGCGCCUCAAAGGCAUCAAUUCCCUGGAGUUUGCAGAAAAUGAGGCCAAAUGCAGACUGACCUUCAUCCGAAGAUCAAUGGGAAAAAGUCAGUUUCGACGUCUAAGCUUCCACUCGCCUUCACCUCCUGCUAGCCCGGGAUUUACGUCUUUGACAGACACCUUAAAAGAGGAGAGCGAAGGAGAGGAGGGAAUUGAGUCUUUGGUUGAAAUCUCCGAGCAUCAGCACGCAGUAAUGGCGCAGGAGGAGAGAGUGCUGACCGAGAAAAUUGAGAACCUGCAAAAAAAGAAAGAGGAGCUGACUUUUGACAUGCUGGCUCUGGAGCCACUAGCAUCCGAUGAUGAGACUCUGGAGUCAGAGGCCUCUAUCGGUACAGCUGACAGCUCUGAAAACCUCAAUGUAGACUCUGGAGUCAUUUCGGACUUCUCUGAGAGAGGGCCAGUUUUUGCUUCCACUUGGUCACGAAUAUCUGAUGGGAAGAGCCCACGACAUCGUAGUCUGAGACGACAACCCGACUCCCUGGAUUCAACUGAUUCUUACUCUAUUUCUGUUUCCUCCUCCUCAUCACACUUACAGCUGUUACCUCCCCCCGACUCCAAUACCAGCCGUGGUUUUCUCUUCCACUCUGCCUCCAAGUCUUCCUCUUCAAGCUCAGGUGCAUCACUGGCCCCGAAUGCACCUCAAGCUUCUUGCUCUGACAGUUUAAAUUGCAGUCCUUCAGCAGAGCUGGAGAGCAUGUUUGACGAAAGACCACAGUUUACCAGCCACGGCACCUUCAAUCCGGAGAGAGGCAAACAGAAACUUAGGGGGGUAAAACAUUCAUCCCAGAGGCAUACCAGAGAAGGCGGUGGUCACAGCAGGGAGCCACCCGACAUACAGCAGCAGCUUGUGUUGUAUGGCAGCAAUGAAUUCAUGGUAUGAAGGAAGCCAUGAUGACAUUCCCUGGAUGCACACUUAUUUAGCCUUUUAACCUGUCAAAGAAUUGUACCGAAGUGCCCUGUAUAGUGUUCCCAACACCGAUGUAGGGGUACAAGAUGGUCAGCAGAAAGAGGUCCCAUGCUCUCACAGUGCCUUGGCAGAGGAGACGUGAUGGUCUGGACGAGGGAGCAAAGGGAAUGUUUGAAUAUGCAAAAGACCACAAGAAUCAGUGAAUAUUCCAGGGAUGAAAAGCAGAAGUAUUGUACAAAAAUAAAAUGUGACUUCAAGGAUAA
Molecule: messenger RNA, 8530 nt
Organism: Syngnathoides biaculeatus (alligator pipefish)
Lineage: Eukaryota; Metazoa; Chordata; Actinopteri; Syngnathiformes; Syngnathidae
Gene: myo9aa
Product: myosin IXAa
Exons: 44
Coding region: 222-8240 (2672 amino acids)
Biological process (GO): intracellular signal transduction
Cellular component (GO): myosin complex
Molecular function (GO): ATP binding; GTPase activator activity; protein binding
Source: RefSeq, a predicted model, not a curated record